Misgurnus anguillicaudatus (oriental weatherfish) is the source of this 3322-nucleotide messenger RNA. RefSeq lists its product as uncharacterized. The record is from RefSeq and is a predicted model, not a curated record. Lineage: Eukaryota; Metazoa; Chordata; Actinopteri; Cypriniformes; Cobitidae.
AAAGGAUGGGCGUGGCUUGUGGUCUCGCAGGAUUCAGAUGGCUAUGUUUGGGGAACUUCGGUGUGCGAUUUUAACGAUGCACCUGUGUUAGCCAGGUGAUACCAGAACAGGUAAAUCAGGAAGUAAACACGCGCGUCAGGUUCUCAAACCAAACACGUACUUUAUGAAGAUGAAAUCUAAAAGAAGUAGUCUUUUUAGCUCUCCAGACUGACAUGAACAUCCUGCUGCAUCCUGUUGUUGUUUUCGUAUUGACAGGUCUGGCUUUGGGCGUCGUAUGUUUGGACCCUGUUCCCAUUCAGUUUGUAAAAAAUCCAGUGCUGGUGGCGUCGGGUAACAAUGCGAUCUUUACGAUACAGACCGCUUCUGAUGCGUCCCUUAUCAGAUGGAUUACUCCAGGAAACAUCACGCUGGCCAUGUGGACGAACGGAUUGCCGGUUUUGCAACAAGUACCCGGAUACCAGGGGAGAAUCUCUGUUACCGCCACUCAGCUUACAAUCACCAACAGCCAGCUUAGUGAUUCUGGGACUUAUAGUGUCUCAGUCGAACCUUCUGCAUCCAGUGGACUCGGGGUUAACACACAAUCGAUACAGCUCAAAGUCUUGGAUGCUGUGAAUGGAGUGACUUUGUCUCUACCCGGGGUGCCUCAGGAAGGCAAAAACAUGUCGUUGCUUUGCAAAUGGUCUGCAGGGACUGAUGUCAAUGUGCUUUGGGGUAAAGGAGGCGCUGCGCUGUCCUCUGACACCCGCAUUACAAUCAAUGCUGGAUCUCUGGUCAUCAGUCCGGCCAGUAGAGAUGAUUCAGGACAAUAUACAUGCACGGUCAACAACUCUGUCAGUGCCCGAACUGCCAGCUCCAGCCUCAGCGUUUACUAUGGUCCAGACGCCCCACAGUUGAAUAAGACCUCAUCUGCGUGUGUUGGUGGAGGAGACGCCACAGUCGGCCAAACCGUCCGUCUCACCUGCACAUCCGCAUCUCUACCUCCAGCUUCAUUUUCGUGGGAACUUAAUGGCCAACCGGUGACCGCAGGCCAGUCGGGCACUGGUGUGCUGAAUCUGCAGAUCUACUCGACCAGUCAGGGUGGCCGUUACACCUGCACAGCACGAAAUUACAUCACAGGGGCGACAUCUGCGCAGCAGAUUGAUGUGGUCAUUGUUGGCACUUGUCUCAGUGGAGGAGCUGUGGCAGGGAUCGUCAUUGCCUGUUUUGUUGCGCUCCUCAUAAUUAUCAUUGUCAUUAUUGUGCUUUUGCGACAAAGAAAAGUUGAUCAAAGAGUCAAGGAAGCUUUUGAACUUCAGAAAACAAACCAGAAUAAUGGCCACAUGGUUUCUGUUCCUCCACUGCACGACAACAAUAAUCUUCCUGUCAAUGGAAACCUAAACAAUUCGAGCUCACAGAACCAGCAGAUCUUUACCAGUCUUCCCAAUAACAGCAAUGGGAACAUUCAUGCAGCGGCACAAAAUGGCCUCGGCAACACCAACCCACUCCGUCACAAUGGACAUUUGAGCACUGAUGCUUUUCAGCACAACUUAAGUGCACUUUCAAACAAUGACCAUCCAAACACUCUUUCAUAUCCAAACAACUCCAGGUCGAACCCACAGCCUGUCCAACAAAAUCCUAACAUUUUGAUUCAAACGGGUAAUUCUCAACCUGGUGCGCCUGUCCCUACAGUUCAUGUAAACCUCAGCACGUUGCCAAAUACUGACCAGCACAUAAGCGCACAGCCUCACACAGUGAAUGUCAAUCUCAACACGUACCCUCCAGAAGCAAGCCAGCCAAGUCACCGAAACGCUGACCCGAGGGAAAGCACGCUACAGAGACAACACGCUAACCCCAACCUUCUGAAUCCAUCUCAGGGUGGCUCUCCUAGAUCGGAUAAUCCAGCACAGACUGGAGUCGACGAUGCUUUGAUGAAUAGAUCUCAUCAACCCAGCGGACUCAUUCAGACCAGUUACUCGCAUCCUAGCAACCGAACAGAUACCAGACGUCGCCCUGACAACUCGCAGUCAUCGAGAGAAGAGCAUCCCCGACGUUCCAAUCCAACUCAGAUGCCGUGGGACAUUUUGCGGGGGACACCAGCUUAUCCCAACCCCCAAAUUGACAGCUCGGACAGCGGUGGAUCCUUAGAGCGGCAGCCUAGAUCCUCACGAGACACAAGGGGUGCUCGUUCCGGUCAAAGGCACAGAGUUGCUGAACCUCCCACCCCCCAAGUUAACAGCUCGGACAGCGGUGGAUCCUCAGAGCGGCGGCCUAGAUCCCCACGAGACACACGGGGUGCUCGUUCCGGUCAGAGGCACAGAGUGGCCGAACCUCCAGGUGGGGUGAACCAGACGGCUCCUGCGGCCCGAGGAAGAGACCCCCAGAGAUCGGUCGCACCUAACCACUCUCAAAUCAGCCCAGAUGUGCAGAACAUUAUACAGUCUCAAAACCAGACCGCCCCUAGACAAGCAGUAACUCAGGCCAAACUCCCUCAGAGUCAGAACGUCACGAAUCUACCUCAAGAAGCAACCAUACCUUAUCACAACGAGACACACGAUCGUCCUCGGACACAAGCGACCUACACGCAGACCAUGCCACAGCCAUCUAGCCCUCUAACUCAGGAAGCCCUUCGCCAGCACACCAUCCAGACGGAGAACCCCUUCAUCAACCGAAACCAGCAGACUCAAACCGUCCUGCAGAACCCCGGUGCUCCAUCUAAACCUUCCCAACCCACCCAGAAGCCCAACAAAGCAGGUCAGAAGCCACCCACUCCACCUCCGGUGCUGCAGCCGGAUGAGUUCCAGGCGCUGCCACGGGAACGUGUGCACCAGACGCGCAACCUUCAGCCUGUGCAUGUGGCCCGUCAACCCGUUCACAUGCCACAUCCACACAGAUCUCCAAACAUGCACAGGCAGACUCGAGUAUGGCAUACAAGCCCUCAACGAAUGCCACCCAUGCACCCAGCCAUGCACCCAGCCAUGCACCCAGGCAUGCACCCAGCCAUGCACCCAGCCAUGCACCCAGGCAUGCACCCAGGCAUGCACCCAGGCAUGCACGGACAGCCUGUGCAUCUGAGACAGGUCCACAGAGGAAAACCCAGGCACUGAGAAAACACAAACUUCUUGCACUGAGAAAAAAACUUCUUACAAAUCACAUUCUGUCUCUGUUUGGAUGAAGCACAAGAUAUUUACUUUUUUCUAAAAGCGAAUUAUUGAUAAUAGGACUGAUCUCUUGUUCUCGCUGACACUGCUGUGUGGCUGUUGAACAGGCCAUCGGGUGCAUAUCAGGACAAUACUGAUGAAAAUUGAUUCAGGACUUGAGCUGAACUACUAAAUGAUAAAUAAUG